UAGUUCUCUGCGAAGUUUAGCUACCGGCUAACCACCAACUUCUCCAGCGCCGUUACCGAGCUGACAGCGCCGCCGCCUACAACUUCAGAAUGCUAAACGGGCUGCGUGUAGAUGGCGGAGAGCAAUGACUGAGGAGUUUGACGAAGAUGUGGUAUUUGAGAACUCUCCUCUUUUCCAGUACCUGCAUGAUCUAGGGCACACAGACUUUGAGGCAUGUCCGACGGCAUCGCAGGAGGAGGAAUAUGGUGCACAAGAGGGAGAUGCCACCUCCUCUGGCGACAAGCCACACAAAACUUCAGGAGGACACUUAUGGAGACUGGCUGAGGCCUUGUGGAGAUGGAGCCCGAUUCACCAGGCGGCUGCAUCCCAUAAGCUGGAGCAGCAGCUGGACUGCGUGUUCGGCCAGUACUCGGUGAGGUGCAUUCUAGACCAGGACGUGCUGCUGCAGGAGGACGUGGAGCUGAUCGAGCUGCUGGACCCCAGUCUGCUCACCCUCGGGUCGUCGCCCUCUGGCUUGUCCAACCGAGCGAGCACCCUGCCCAGACCGAGCCUCAUCGCCAGGCCCUCCAUAUGGGACGUGGCUGGGCUGGUCGGCCUGGCUGCAGUGCUGCUGGGACUCUGUUCUGCCUCCGAGGGUCUGUGGUCUCUGGCUGCAGCCCCGUGGGGUCUGGCCCUGCUGGGCUGGGUGGGGCUGAGGGGGGUCACGCUGUGGAGACGGGGCCGGAUGCAGAGAGCCGUCCACACCAGGGCCACCCAGCUCCAGGCUCUGGUCCACAACAGCAAGACUCUCACCGGACUGUCCCGCAAAGCCCUGCGUCUGGUGCAGGAGACCGAGGUCAUCUCCAGAGGGUUCACCCUUUUGCUCGACAGGGUGAGUGCGGCCAGCUCCUUUAGCAGGGCGGUGCCACGGGCCCAGCAGCUCAUCGGACUGAGGAAGGCCUUGUACCGGGCGCUCCGCUCGGCCUUUAGAGCCUCUCGCAGGGCCACCUGUCACAUGCUCAAGGCGUUCCCUCUGAACUCCGAGAUCGACAACGUGACCAACUACGUGUCCGCGGUGCCUCUGAAGGAGCUGGGCCUCGGCCUGGGAAUCGAACACCUGGGCGACGAGCAGGCCCAGGAGCUGACCGACGACUACAGCCUGCCCGCCCUGAAGAUGCUGUACCAGCUGUGGGUGGGACAAAGCUCCGAAUGUUUCCGUCGGCUGGCUCUCCUCCUCUCGCCGCACCGGAUGGAGGAGCCGGAGGAGGGAGGACCCAAAGGAUCCGCCUCCUCUCCUCCUUGUCCGCCCCCGCUGCACCGGUCCGUCGCCGCGGUGACCGAACCCCUCCACCACGCCCUGGCCAGCUGCCUGGGCGAAGUGCAGCGCAGCUACGACUUCCACCGACACUUCGAGACCCAGCCGAGGGCGACGGGCUCCGACAGGACCGGGCGAGCCAGAGAGAAAUGCCGAGAGCUCAACACCUUGCACACCUCCAUCCGAAGCCUGCAGCUGCACCUGAAGGCCCUGCUCAGCGAGAUGAUCAUCCUGGAGGACGACCUGGAGAAGCUCAUGGUGUCUAAGGAGCUGACAGAGUUGACCCUGGAGGGCUACCAGGACCUCAGCGACCGACUGCACCAGCUGCAGCCUCACAUGCAGGCCAGCGCCGGCUGCUGGGAGGACACCAUCAGCCAGGUGGAGCGCAUGCUGAGACGGGCCAACGCCUGUCCAGGUAAUGCUGAGGGUCUGGAGCAGUGUGGUACUCCUGUAGCUGAAGUCCCUGCUCCUCCUCCAUCCUACCCCCUCAUCCUGGACAGAGACCCCGUACCAGAGGAGCUGGAGUGGGAGGCCUACGUGUCCGACUCGGACUCUGACGGUGAAGACAGAGGCUCGUGGUGCGACUCUUUGUCCCCGGAGGAGCGUGAGCGGCAGCGGCGAGAGAGGGAGGAGUCCCGUCGCGUCCUGUCGGAGCUCAAAGCCGUCCUGGGCUUCAGAGCGUCCGAGGAGGAGAGGAUGAAGAGGAAGCAGCUGCUCUUCAACGACCAAGCUGCUGUGGUGCUUUCAGUUCGCACUGACGGUCCAGAUCCGUCAGACGCUGGCGAAGCUGGCGACGUCGAAGGAAACCACCUAUCGGAGCGCCCCGCAGGAAACAAAGGGGAGGAAGUGGAAGGAAGAGACGGCAGGGUGAGGCCUGACCCCUCCGCAGACCCGGCGGUGACGGAGUUCAGCUGUGGUUUGGAGGGAGGGGAGGUGGGAGGAGCUUCGGUCUGCAGCAGAGGAGGAGGAGGAGCAUCGGAGCUGCACCAGUACGACGGCGACGUGGAGGAGGGGGACGGUCAGAACGGUGUGGACUGCUUCCUGAAGCCUAAAGUCACGGCCGUGUCCGUGAUGGACAGACUGACAGAGAUCCACGGCUCCGAGGCCCUCAGCUUCAGCUCCUCGGUCGCCGCUCAGGUGGCCGCCCGCUCGCACUCGCUCAUCAACAUGGAGGAGCAGACGUUCGGAGACGACGGGGAGGACGAAGAAGAUGGAGACGAGGACUAAAACCCGCUGCUUUACCCGAGCACUGAGCAGAGACCGUAUUUAUGUCUGAUUGUCUUUUAUCGGUGGGUCUGUGUUCCAUCUUCACCGUUUCUGGCGUGGAGGUAUCUCAGAUCACUCUCCACUACCAUCCGUCCACGUUACCGUGCAUCACCCACCAUCCUUACUGCUCUUUUGCUGUUUAAAACUCAGGUACCAGAACCACUACAACAAAACACGGCCUCACGUCGUUGAGGUCGGGAGGACAGAAUGUCUGCAGUUUACCCGGUGACAUCCACACGGUGUAUAUUGAUCACAAUCAUCCAGUAAAUGUGGAGGAAACACGUGGUUGACGUCACGAUGAAACACGUGUUGCUGUAAUCGAAACACUCCGGCCUGAGGUGGAAAUCUCUGAAGAUGAAUGUGCCUGCUUGUGUUUAUCCAGUGUACCAACUGAACAGAGUUUUAUUUUUAUCACAUCUCUUAUUGAUAUUUUAUGAGCAAACAAACCAACAUGUAGCAAACAAGUAUGUUGUCAGAUGUCAGUAAGCAUCUGUGAUUAUGAAGGAGAAAAAUCCAUUUCCCCACAUCGUGUUUUCCACUUCCUCCUGGGGAAUCCCUAGAUGAUCCCAGGUCAGAUGAGAUAUAUGGCACUUUUCCACUAGCACCUAUUCGACUCGACUCGACUCGGUUUGUGAGGUUUCCCAUUAGUACCUGGUACCAGAUAUUAUUUUAGUACCUACUUGGCCGUGGUUCCAAGCAACACUACACAGCAUGCAUAUUUUAAUACCUAAUAGCGAUAAAUUGCAGCCAUUCCAGGGUUGUACACAGGGCUGAUAUAUGAUAACUGUAUUGAACUAGCAUUAGCUUACCCUCAUACAUCGUCUAGUUCGUAUCUUCUUGUCUUCAGCUUGAUGCUGCUGUAUCGCCUCCCAAACUCUCCUGUUCUCCUGAGUGUUUCGAUUCGCUGCCCUCACCUUUCUCUGACUCUCUUCUGUUACUUUGAAUCUGACAAAAAGCCACAGACCGAGCAGCAGGUGUAACAUCGAGGUGAUAGUCGGCCCGCCGUGCUGCAAUGACUCCACCCACGAUGAGGUGGUACUCAGUUGUAAUGGAAAACGACCGAGUAGGUGCUAGUGGAAAAGCACCUAUAUAUAUAAUCCCUCCAGAGAAUUCUUGGUCUUUCUCCUAGCUAGAUGUAUCCAGAAACCUCCUACGAAAGAUGCCCGGCUGGUUUCUUUUUCCGUGAAAGAAGCAGGUCUUCACUUGAUUUCUACGGCUCGGUUCAGGCAGUCCUACUGAGGUUUUCAACCGCUUCGAUCUGCAUUUUCGUUCUUCCGGUCACCAUCCAGAGGUUGGAAACUAGAUCGACUGGUGUGUUUAUUUAUCGGGCGAGGUAAAGUCAAACUUCCUGGUCCUUAAAGACCUCCAGGAAGAGGUUCGUUGGGUUAGCUCAGUGUCUCAGCUCCCUCUUCACCACCAAUCUGUCCAUCCGUCUCAUUCUCCAUUUUCCCAUCACACAUGACCAAUAAUCCAAGAUAUUUCAGCUUCUUUACUUGGGUUAGCAAAGGAAGCAAUCCACCAUUGGACAGGAGAGAACAAAAUCUCAUCACCGGCCACUUCACAAAGAUCUACAAACUGGUUUAAUGAAGCUAACAGAACCACAUCGUCCGCAAAAAGACAAUGUUAACCGAUGUGAAGACCCAUGAGCUGUGCAGGAACCUCCAAACCAGGGGUGUCAAACUCAUUUUAGUUCAGUUCCACGUUCAGCCCAAUCUGAUCUCUAGUCACCAGUAAAAUCACAGCAUAACAACCUAUAAAUAACCACAACUCCUAAUGUUUCCUUUGUUUUAGUGCAAAAAAGCACAUUCUGAAAAUGUUCACAUUUAAGGAAGUAUCUUUCUACAAAACGUUAUGUACAACCUGAAAUUUAUGAAGAAAAAUAAGUUCAAUUUCAACAACAUUCAGCCUCAGUUUAUCAUUUCCACAUUACAACUUCCAGAUCACAGAGUGUCUACAAAGGAACACAACAUUUAGUCACCGGUAUCUCGAACUGAAUGACACAGGAUUUUACUUUCAAAAAAAGACAAAAAACAAGACAAAUAUUGCAAAAAUGACACACAAACAACAAAAGCGAGAAACAAAAUGACAAAAAGAUGAGACAAAUGACACGAAACAAAUCAAAAAUGUGACAAAAAAUUUGACAAAAGUUACAAAGCGAUCAAAAAAAGACAAAACCGUUAAAAUAACAAACGAUACACAAAACAAUGAAUAAAGCAAAACAAAAUGAAAACAUGGCAAAAACAUGACACAAAUAAGUCAGACAAAAAACAAGAAGACUAAAAAUAACAGAAACAAGAUAGAAUAUUACAAAAAUGACACACAAAAGCGAGAAACAAAAUGACAAAAAAUGAGGCAAAUGACACAAGACAAAACAAAAAAUUAGACAAAAAAAAUUACAAAAAAAUAUAAAAAUUAGACAAAAAAUGACAAAUCUGUGAAACAAAAUGCCAAAAACGUGACACAAAUGAUAAAAGCAUGACAAAAAAGACUAAAAACAACAAAAACAAGAGAAAAUAUUACAAAAAUGACUGACAAUAAAAUGAGACAACAUGAAACUAAACAAAAAAGACAAAAAAGUUACAAAGUGACAAAAGACAACACAAGUGAGACAAAAGGGAAACAAAUGACAAAAACUGCACAAAAUGAGUAAAUCAAAACACAAUAUGGCAAAUGUAAGACGAAAAAACACAAGACAAAAAGGAAAUACAAAAUAUUACAAAAAUCGAGACACAAAAUGAAAACAAAUUAGACAAAUGACACGAAACAAAAAAACGAGACGAAAACGUUACAAAAAAUUCACAAAUGACACAAACAAGACCAAAAAUGACAAAAGAGAGAAUCAAAACAACAAAGAUGAGACAAAAAACACAAGCGAGACAAAAAGGAAACACAAAAUGACAAAAACAAAUAAAAUGACAAAAACAUGAGACAAAGAUGAAAAAACGACAAAAUAUUACAAAAAUUGGACAAAAAAACGACAAAAGAACAAUCUAGUCUUUUACUUUAUGAUCAAAACAACUUGUCAUGGUCUAGAAAUUAUUUUAAAUUUAUAAUUUUACAAAUUUACAAUCUGCAGUUAAUGUCUUCUCUAGAAUUUUCCACUUUGAGGGCCGGAUUGGACCCUCUGGAGGACCGGUUUUGGCCCUUGGGCCACAUGUUGGACACCCCUGCUCCAAAGUGUCCUGAAGUGCAAUUUUUGAGUCAACGAUCUGCAGUUUGGACGAUUUGGGGGUUGAAUAAACACCAACGAUCCUCCCUCUGAUUUCCUGCCGGCAGACAGAUUGGUGUUAGAGGAGCUCUGAAGGAAGAGGAAGCGCUAUUUUUACCGUCACCGCUUUAUUUCUGAGCGGCCUCCUUAUUUCUGAGAUCCAUCUCUGCGCCGUCUUGAUGGCCGAACAUACGGUCUAUUCACAAUCCCCUUUCCACUUUGGAAUAAAACACGACUACAUCUAAGAACAGUCCCGUUUUCUCAGCGUCUGUGUUUACAGGGGCAGCAGAGAGGUCGGUUUAAGGGUUGAAAUGUCAAUUGAAUCAACUGCUGGUGAUUUCAAUCUACAACUUUAUGUUUCAUUUUGAGAGCCCUGAUGUUUCCCUCUUCCUCCUCCACCUCCUGCUCUCUCUUGUCACCAUGUCUGCCUUGUCCUGACCCCUCCUGCAUUUUCCAGUGUGAAAUAAAACACCGUUCUUGAUGUGUUCGA
Amphiprion ocellaris (clown anemonefish) is the source of this 6258-nucleotide messenger RNA. It is a transcript of the gene vezt, whose product is annotated as vezatin, adherens junctions transmembrane protein. The record is from RefSeq and is a predicted model, not a curated record. Gene Ontology annotation, biological process: cell-cell adhesion. Bases 125 to 2521 code for a protein of 798 amino acids. The transcript is spliced from 12 exons. Gene Ontology annotation, cellular component: plasma membrane. Gene Ontology annotation, molecular function: myosin binding. Lineage: Eukaryota; Metazoa; Chordata; Actinopteri; Pomacentridae.